This is a messenger RNA of Zychaea mexicana, 501 nucleotides long. RefSeq lists its product as uncharacterized. The coding region runs from base 1 to 501 and encodes 166 amino acids. NCBI's taxonomy places the organism in Eukaryota, Fungi, Mucoromycota, Mucoromycetes, Mucorales, Lichtheimiaceae. The record is from RefSeq and is a predicted model, not a curated record. The transcript has 6 exons.
AUGUUUGACUAUGAUGCCGUUACCGGCGCCCUGCCACCCACCGCAAAAACUAUUGUCUCCACGUUCAAAACCAGAUUUCACUCCUUCGUGGCUCGUUCGCACGUCAGAUAUGACGGUAAUCCGGAAUCUUCAUGGAUCUUGGAUUUGACCUGCAAGGAUUUAUCUCACCGUCGGCUAAGUGGUGAGGCAUUUGACGAGGGUGAAUUGGGCACAACGGCUAAGGACCUCAGAAGAGGCGCUCCUGUCUCGAAAGUUGCUGUUUUUGGUCGCAACGCGCAUGUUUGGUGGUAUAUGCUGCGUGAAUCAAACGAGAUUUUGACUCCCGGUGGUGCUUUUCCUGGAUCAACGUUUGAAGACUGCAAUGUCAACGGAAGACUCAAGCAAAUAACCUGCUCGGGUAUUAGCGUAAUGUCGCCUGGUUUCAGUGAUAAGGAGAGAAGGGUGCCACUACAAAGCUAUCGGUACAUGUACGGUAGAAAACUGCAAAUACUUGUUCUCUAA